GUUGCCAAAUAUAAAAGGCGCGGUAGGGCACCGGGAGGUUAUCACAACGCCAGACGCAACAUUCAGGAUGAAGAUCGCUCUAUUGGUCUUGAGUUGUCUGAUCGCCGUUUCUAGGCAACAAAAUGCCUUGUGGUCCAUGCCACAGUAUCACCCAAAAGUGCCGCUCCAGUAUCAUUAUCCUGUCACCAACAAUUUGAGACAAUGGAGCAACAUUUUCUCGGGAUCUUACCACCCUUAUUAUUCUUAUUCCCAGCCGCAGUAUGUGAAAUAUUUCCCGGCACAGAAUAAUCCGGGUGUCGUCUUAUUCAAAUCCUUCCAACAACAACAACCCGAAGAAGAACAGGAAAUUAAUCAAGAUGAGUAUGUCAACGAUGAAACUAAUCAGCAAGAGUCGACGGUCGAGGCCCGGAUGGGCAAACCCGGUAAACCCGGUAAACCCAAGAAUCCGGAAGGACGACUUUUCGAUAAUGCGCUACUGUCCAAUCUGCUUUUCGGCACUGUGGCGACCAGCACUAAAUACAGCAUCGCCACCACCACCAUCGUUUCGACUUCAGUAAUAUCCUGCAUUCCUUCCGCCUCUUUCUCCGCCGGAUCGACAACCGCCUGCCGCCGUCGACGCGAUUUAUCCGUCAUGAAAGAAUUGCUGGACGAUCACGAAGCUCUUUCGCCAUCUCAAGUUCAAAUUGUGGAACCGUCGGCCGCCCUUACGCUGGAUUCUCUGAGCGAUUCGCCCAGAUCCGCCCGAGAUGCCGUCACCGUCGUUUCUUCGCUGGAAGACCGAAGUCAUCGUCGAUCGGCUGGCGCUCGUUUCAUCGGUUUGAAUGCGCUUCUGACAUUAACCACCACUUCCACACUGACGACCGCCACAAUCAGCGUUACCAGUUCGCGGAAGACGGUUACUCUAGGCUCCAGUUUGUUGUGCUUACCGUCGGGUAUUAAUCUUUGUUAGACAUUUUGUAACAUCCCAUUUAGUCGUCGUCGUUUUUCUCCCAUAUAAUGUAUUAUUUAUUCUGCACUUGUUAUCUUAGAAAUUAGAAAUGCGCAUCUUAGCUUUAAUUAUGGUGGCUAAAUUUUAGUAUGCAAAUAGUUAGUUGUAAAUCUAGAACGAUUUAAACUAUAGCCUGUACACCACCGUACACAUUAUCCUUUCAGCCUAGUAAUUUAAUUCCUUUGUUCUCUUACAUCACAGCUGUAAAAUUGAAUUAUAGAAUUUCUAACUUUUGCUAUCACACAAAGUGUGUGGAUUUCGGUUUUAAACCAACGGAAUUUUCCACAUGGCAAUCAGUACAAUAAACAUUAAUUGCAAUCAA
Messenger RNA from Daphnia pulicaria, 1310 nucleotides. RefSeq lists its product as uncharacterized. The transcript has 4 exons. The record is from RefSeq and is a predicted model, not a curated record. NCBI's taxonomy places the organism in Eukaryota, Metazoa, Arthropoda, Branchiopoda, Diplostraca, Daphniidae. The coding region runs from base 68 to 949 and encodes 293 amino acids.